AUGUCUUCGACAAUAGCUAAAAGACAUUUACAGUGGAACAUGUCUUCGACAAUAGCUAAAAGACAUCUACAGUGGAACAUGUCUUCGACAAUAGCUAAAAGACAUUUACAGGGGAACAUGUCUUCGACAAAAGCUAAAAGACAUCUACAGUGGAACAUGUCUUCGACUAUAGCCAUAUGUCUAUAUAAUACAGAUCUGAAGGACACUGGAGCCAGACCCUCAGAGACGGAUACAGAACUGAAGGACACUGGAGCCAGACCCUCAGAGACGGAUACAGAACUGAAGGACACUGGAGCCAGACCCUCAGAGACGGAUACAGGACUGAAGGACACUGGACAUGCUGGAGCCAGACCCUCAGAGACGAAUACAGAACUGAAGGACACUGGAGCCAGACCCUCAGAGACGGAUACAGGACUGAAGGACACUGGAGCCAGACCCUCAGAGACGAAUACAGAACUGAAGGACACUGGAGCCAGAUCCUCAGAGACGGAUACAGGACUGAAGGACACUGGAGCCAGACCCUCAGAGACGGAUACAGAACUGAAGGACACUGGAGCCAGACCCUCAGAGACGAAUACAGGACUGAAGGACACUGAAGCCAGACCCUCAGAGACGGAUACAGGACUGAAGGACACUGGACAUGCUGGAGCCAGACCCUCAGAGACGGAUACAGAACUGAAGGACACUGGAGCCAGACCCUCAGAGACGGAUACAGAACUGAAGGACACUGGAGCCAGACCCUCAGAGACGGACACAGAACUGAAGGACACUGGAGCCAGACCCUCAGAGACGGAUACAGAACUGAAGGACACUGGAGCCAGACCCUCAGAGACGGAUACAGAACUGAAGGACACUGGAGCCAGACCCUCAAAGACGGAUACAGAACUGAAGGACACUGUAGCCAGACCCUCAGAGACGGAUACAGAACUGAAGGACACUGGAGCCAGACCCUCAGAGACGUAUACAGAACUGAAGGACACUGGAGCCAGACCCUCAAUGACGGAUACAGAACAGAAGGACACUGGAGCCAGACCCUCAGAGACGAAUACAGAACUGAUGGACACUGGAGCCAGACCCUCAGAGACGUAUACAGAACUGAAGGACACUGGAGCCAGACCCUCAGAGACGGAAAUUUUAUUUAAGUAUUUAUCUAUAAUGAGUGACAAAAAUAGAAUUCAAUAA
Mytilus trossulus (common blue mussel) is the source of this 1182-nucleotide messenger RNA. Its product is annotated as clumping factor A-like. Lineage: Eukaryota; Metazoa; Mollusca; Bivalvia; Mytilida; Mytilidae. The transcript has 2 exons. The record is from RefSeq and is a predicted model, not a curated record. Bases 1 to 1182 code for a protein of 393 amino acids.